AUGAUGAUGAUGCUGCGGCUCGUGCUCCUCAAUGCCCUUACCCUCUGCGGUGCAUCCCGGGAAGCUGCUCCGAGCAGGACCUCAGUGGGCUGCAGCGAGUGGUCGGUGGGACGCUUGGCCCUCCCAGGACCUCAUGGAGAGGCUCCACCUUCUCUCACAUCCCAGAUCUCUCUCCAAGAUAACUCCGGAACCAGCUGGCAGCACAUCUGUGGAGGGUCCCUCACCCAGAGGAACUGAGUGCUGACGGCAGCGCACUGCGUGGAUCGCUGAUCCUGUGUUCUUGGUGGUAACACGACCUUCCGCGUGGUGGCCGGCGAUCACAACCUCUACACCAAUGACAGCAGCGAGCAGGUCUUCAGCGUGAGCAAAAUCAUCAUCCACCCCCUCUGGAACACCAACAAUAUUGAGGGAGGCUACGACAUCGCCCUGCUCCGCCUCUCCAGCUACGCCACCCUGAACAGCUACGUGCAGCUGGCGGUCCUGCCCCAGGAGGGAUCCAUCCUGCCCAACAACCACCCCUGCUACAUCUCCAGCUGGGGUUACACCCACACCGACGGGCGGGUGUCCAGUGUCCUGAUGCAGGCGUACCUGUCAGUGGUGGACCACCAGAUCUGCUCCAGCACUACCUACUGGGGCUCCACUGUCAAGACCACCAGUUCCUCGCUCCGGCAGGGCGAUUCGGGGGGUCCUCUGCACUGCAUGGUGAACGGGCGGUACCAGGUCCAUGGCGUCACCAGCUUCACCUCCAGCCUGGGCUGCAACACCAGGAACAAACCCAUUAUCUUCACUCGUGUCUCUGCCUACAACUCCUGGAUAACGAGCGUACGGCAGCGGGUGACCAGGGCUGACGCCUGCGCUGGUGCCUCAGCUCCAUCCCUGCUUGGUUCAACCAUUGUCUUUCUUCUCCUUCCAGGUGAUGGCCCAGAACUGAAUGGUGGCAGAAGAGUGCAGUCCUCAGCUUGGGGGAUGGACAUCACCUUCUCCAGCAUCUCAGGGCUUUAAACUUCAUGUCUGGUGUCAAUAAACUCUGUUCCUCUCCCCGGCACGCUGGUGGGUGCUGUGCCCUGGUGCUCAGCAAGCCUUUCUGCUCCAACCCUCAGCGUCCUUUUCUUCUCCCAUAUUCUACAGCAUCCCUGUGGCCACAUCCCUCCUUUUCCUCAUCCCUUAGGAAAGAGCUGUGCGGAAAAGCAACCGGCCUCACACUUUGGGGGCAGCCAGAAAGUCCCUGGAUUAAUGGGAAAGGGGAACACUCUGCAAAUCGCCUCCAUGGGCAGUGUUGUAGGGGGAAUAGAGAGGGGAUCUUCAUCCAGAGGGAUGUGGACAGCUUGGAGAAGUGGGACCACGCAAACCUCUUGAGGUUCAACAACGCAAAGUGCACUCACAGCCCAGAAACCACCUGUGUCCUGGGCUGUAUCUAAAGCCGUGGGAGCAGCAGGGAUGGAGGGGAUUCUGCCCCUCUGCUCCGCUCUGGUGAGGCCCCACCUGGAGCCCUGUGUCCAGUUCUGGAGUCUCCAACAUAAGAAGGAGAUGGAUCUGAUGGAGCGAGUCCAGAGGAGGCCACGGGGAUGAUCCAAGGGCUGGAGAACCUCCUGUACAAGGUCAGGCUGAGAGAGUUGGGGUUGUUCAUCCUGGAGAAGAGAAGGCUGUGGGGAGACCCUAGAGCAGCUUCUGGUCUGGAAAGGGGCUCCAGGAAAGCUGGGGAGGGGCUCUUGGUCAGGAAGGUCAGAGAGAGGAUGAGAGGAACGGUUUUGAGCUGAAAGAGGGGAGAUUGGGAUGAGAUCUUGGGAAGAAAUGUUUUGCUGUGCAGGUGAGGAGGCCCUGGCCCAGGUUGCCCAGAGCAGUGGUGGCACCUCUGGAGGUGUUGAAGGCCAGGUUGGAUGGGGCUUGGAGCAACCUGGUGCGGUGGGAGGUGUCCCUUCUUCUGCAGGGAUGUUGGUCUAGAUGAGCUGUGAAUGUCCCUUUCGAUCCAAACCAUUCCAGGAUUUGGUCAGGAUUGUUCCCUGCUGGUAGAUCCAUUUCUCUUCCAAACCUGACCUUCCUUGCCGUGAGGGAUGAUGGAUUUGCUCCUGUUACCACCUUUCCCCACAGAUGCAGCCCACAAGUGCCAUCUGUGCCGUGACACCACCCAAGCGCCGGCACGGGGCCAAAACCCAACACCGCAAUUGUACCAAAGGACAAAUUGAA
This is a messenger RNA of Cuculus canorus (common cuckoo), 2184 nucleotides long. It is a transcript of the gene CELA1, whose product is annotated as chymotrypsin like elastase 1. The record is from RefSeq and is a predicted model, not a curated record. NCBI's taxonomy places the organism in Eukaryota, Metazoa, Chordata, Aves, Cuculiformes, Cuculidae. Gene Ontology annotation, molecular function: serine-type endopeptidase activity. The transcript is spliced from 7 exons. Gene Ontology annotation, biological process: proteolysis.